CCACCCACCUCCACUGGUUGCAGCUCGGUCUCAGAGAGCGAGGUAGACCAGCCCCGACCAUGGACGCCGAUGAGCCACGAUGCCUUAGAGAGGACACGCUGACACUCGAAUGUAUAGAGUUUGAGGUGGUCAUCAAAGCAGAAAGCACCACGUUGACAACGCAACCUGAUAUCGAGAUAUCUCAGACGUUGGGGAACAGAGCUGGUCACGAGGCACGAGAAGCGCUUCUCUGGUUGGCCUGUCUGACAGUGGUGGUGACCGGAGUCUUCAUCCUCGUGACCACAGCCUUCUGCGUUAAAAGAUCCAUUAAGCGGCGGAGAGAGGCGAGGAUUCGAAGAGAGACCGGUCGUUUAGAGGGGUCGGAAGAAUGCAACACGUUAAAUAAGAACGACGGCAGAUGUGAAGCCUCUCCCUCCUCUGGCUCCCAAGGAAACGGCACUGGCCCGAAUCCACGGAACGGAAUUCCCAAAGACUCGGGAUGCAGGGAACAACCUGACUGUCACCACGAGGAGGUCUGGGAUGGGGGCAUGAGAAGCCAUCUCCAUAGAGACAAUUAUGUCGGCAGCAAUCAUUGGGAUCCAAGCUUUCCACUGCCCGCCACUGAGCUGGGACCCACCGCCUUGGUGACCACCAAAACCACUGCUGUUAAUCCAAACACCUUUCUUGAUGGUCUGGGUCAGGGAGAUCCAACUGACAGCUCAUGGACCACAUUCCCCUCGCCUCCCUCCGCCCCUCCAUUUCAUCCGGCCCAACCGCUCACCCCAUAACCCGUAAAUGUUAUGCUUUUUGGAAGGGAGACACCAAAAUAUUGCUUAUGCAGCCCAUUGAUGUUUCUCAAAUAGGGCAUCCGGCCCUCGGCGGCCAAAUGAUUGGAACGGUCCUGGUCUCUGCUGAGUUAGCUGAUCUCAACCAGCGCCUGCUCAUUCGGCCUUAGUGCCCGUGGACUACUAACUGGCAAAAUCUGCCAGUGUUUCCACCACCACUUUGGCACCCACCCCCCAACCCCCCUCCAACCCACACACUCUCCGCUGCAGACCACCCAGUGGAUAAGAUUGGCACCCUCAA
Messenger RNA from Callorhinchus milii (elephant shark), 1065 nucleotides. RefSeq lists its product as uncharacterized. The record is from RefSeq and is a predicted model, not a curated record. NCBI's taxonomy places the organism in Eukaryota, Metazoa, Chordata, Chondrichthyes, Chimaeriformes, Callorhinchidae. The coding region runs from base 60 to 767 and encodes 235 amino acids. The transcript is spliced from 3 exons.